AUGUUCAAAAAUGAUAUAUUUGAUACAGCAGUGCCCUCUCCGUCAGAUUCGGAAUGCGAACCGACGGAACCACUGGGAAGAGGGAAUGUGAACAGUGGAGGCCAGUCUGAGUCCGAAAACAGGACAGAGACGGGCCCGAAUGAGGACCGCAAGAGCGGUCGCGGUCAGAUGAAGCAUGUCAGAAUAGUAGUGGAUGAGGAUACCAGCGGUGGCGACGAGGAGGCCUACGAUGAGGACGACGAGGAUGGCGGGGAGGAUGACGGCAACGAGGGAGAAGAAAGAACCUCUAGACUGCCGAGUCUACCGACGUUCCAGAAGAGACCGUUGAGUGAUACUCCAGUCACAAGUACGUGGAAUUCGCCAUCAAGCUCAGCAGACACAACACCGCUGACGUCUCCGGAAGCUAGUUCUACGAAUUUAGCGCAAAUGCACCGUGCCUUGUUACGUCCUGGAGCAACAGCGACGAGGGGUAACCUGAGUGCACCAAUGGUGCCAACCACAAACAAUAAUGCUAGCAAUGGAAAUAUCGCGACAUCUACGGUGCUACCUAUGGGGGCUACAGGUGCUAUAUCGCCUUCAAAAUUUCAGCAUCCUGCUAGACGGCCUACCACCAUCGAUGUUCCCGGUUUGACUAAAUCGAAAUCUUCACCCGACGGUACCAUCUCUAGAGAAGAUCCUGGAUCCAAGUUGGUUAUCGUAAUGGUUGGUUUACCAGCUACGGGUAAAUCCUUCAUUACUAAUAAACUGUCAAGAUAUCUAAACUUUUCAAUGUAUUACUGUAAAGUUUUCAAUGUUGGUAAUACAAGAAGACAAUUUGCCAAAGAGCACGGUUUGAAUGAUCAAGAUUCCAAUUUUUUUGACCCAAAGAACAGCAAAUAUUCGAAAUUAAGGGAUAAAUGGGCUCUGGAUACUCUAGAUCAAUUAUUGGAUUACUUAUUGGAGGGACCGGGAUCGGUCGGUAUUUUCGAUGCAACAAAUACAACAAAUGAACGAAGAAAAGUGGUGUUAGAAACUAUAAGAAAGAGAAAUGCACAUCUGAAAGUCCUUUUUUUGGAAUCCGUGUGUUCAAAUAAAUCAGUCGUGGAGAAGAAUAUUCAGUUGAAGUUAUUUGGCCCCGAUUAUAAAGGUAAAGACCCUGAAUCUUCAUUAAGAGACUUUAAGGAAAGACUGGUGAAUUAUAUGAAAGCCUACGAGCCAAUUGAAGAUGAAGAGAAUAUUCAAUUCAUCAAAAUGAUAGAUGUUGGCAAAAAAGUUAUCGCAUAUAAUAUUCAAGGAUUCUUGGCUUCACAAACAGUUUAUUAUUUAUUAAAUUUCAAUUUGACGGAAAGACAAAUCUGGAUAACAAGAAAUGGCGAGAGUGAAGACAAUGUUUUGGGUAGACUAGGAGGUGAUUCAAAUUUGACUCGUCGCGGUGAGAAUUAUGCUCGUGCACUAGCAAAAUUUAUGGAUUUUCAAAGAGCAAAAUUUUAUGCAGAUGAAUGUGAGAAGCAGCACAAUAAAAUUCAUCAAAAUGGUGGUGUGGACACAAAUAGUAAUGAUAAUGAUACCGACAAUAAUAAAAAAAACAAAAAUGACAAAGUUAAAUUUAAUAAUGACGAUGAUGAAGGCUACCAGUGUAAUGAGUUUUUCGUUUGGACAAGUAUGCGUAAUAGAUCGAUAGAAACAGCAAAAUAUUUCAACGAAGAAGAAUAUCCAAUCAAGCAAAUGAGAAUGCUUGAUGAAUUAAGUGCAGGAGAUUAUGAGGGUAUGACAUAUCCAGAAAUUCAAGAUGAAUUUCCAGAUGAAUUUGAAGAAAGAAGAAAGGAUAAAUUAAGGUACCGCUAUCCUGGAAUUGGUGGCGAAUCAUAUAUGGAUGUUACAAAUCGUUUGAGACCUGUCAUAACGGAAAUUGAAAGGAUCCAGGAUAACGUCUUGAUAAUUACACAUAGAGUCGUUGCAAGAAUUUUAUUAGGAUAUUUUAUGAACUUGAAUAAAGAUAUUAUUUGCAAUGUUGAUGUACCAUUACAUUGUGUUUAUUGCUUAGAAUUAAAACCUUACGGAAUUACAUGGGCUCUUUGGGAAUACGACGAAGUAAAUGACAGAUUUUUCAAAGUUCCUCAAUCUGAAAUGAAUACAACGAAGGUUAAAGAAAAUGAAUUGGUCUUUGCAGAAAGACGGUAUUCUGUUGUUCCUACGGCUCCACCGAGUGCAAGCAGUCCAUCUAGUGAUUCGCUACCAAAGAGAUCAAGUUCAAGCAGAUCCUCCUCGCUCUCAAGGGUUGAAGAGGGAAACGAGUCCUCCAAAACUUCUGAAACUAAAGGAGAUAUUCAUCCUACCUCUCUGACUUCAGUCCCAUUUCCUCCCCCUAUAUCGAGUGGAGCAAAUCUUAUCGAUGGUGGUGGUACAAGUAUAUCGACAAGUAGGCAAAGGCUAGCCAUGCCAUUACAAUCGCAUCCAAAACCCUCAGUUUUAACUAAUAAUAAUUCUGAGAAUUCAAAGCUUGUCAGAUCUCCAAAAAAAGGAUUUGAAAUUGAUCAGUUAAAUGAAAAAUUAUCAAAAUUAAAAGCAAAUGCCUCCGAGAAUGAAACGCUCAAAAGUAUUGACAAAAAAAUUACUGAUUAA
Zygotorulaspora mrakii is the source of this 2601-nucleotide messenger RNA. RefSeq names its product 6-phosphofructo-2-kinase (gene PFK26). Lineage: Eukaryota; Fungi; Ascomycota; Saccharomycetes; Saccharomycetales; Saccharomycetaceae. Gene Ontology annotation, cellular component: cytosol. The transcript has a single exon. Gene Ontology annotation, biological process: fructose 2,6-bisphosphate metabolic process; fructose metabolic process. The coding region runs from base 1 to 2601 and encodes 866 amino acids. The record is from RefSeq and is a predicted model, not a curated record. Gene Ontology annotation, molecular function: 6-phosphofructo-2-kinase activity; ATP binding.